UUUCUUUCUCUCCUACGCUUCUACGCACAACACGCUCUCUCCCUGUGAAAUCUAUAGCUCUUCAAACACUUCUCCAAAUUCCCUCAGUCGAAAUCAAUGGCGGGCCGUGGAAAAACUCUUGGUUCUGGAGCGGCGAAAAAGGCUCAAUCCCGGAGCAGCAAGGCCGGUCUGCAGUUUCCCGUCGGUCGUAUCGCUAGGUUCCUCAAGGCCGGAAAGUACGCCGAGCGUGUUGGUGCCGGAGCUCCCGUCUACCUUGCUGCCGUUCUUGAGUACCUCGCCGCUGAGGUGCUUGAGUUGGCUGGAAACGCAGCAAGGGACAACAAGAAGACUAGGAUUGUGCCAAGGCACAUCCAAUUGGCUGUGAGGAACGAUGAAGAGUUGAGCAAGCUUCUUGGGGAUGUGACCAUCGCCAAUGGUGGAGUGAUGCCCAACAUUCACAACUUGUUGCUGCCAAAGAAGACUGGAACCUCAAAGCCUGCUGAGGAUGAUUAGAGAAGUGGAUUCUGGGUUGGGGAAUUAUAAUCUAGGAGUGUUACUUUCUCAAGUUUUCUUAAAAAUAGUUGGGGUUAAUGAAGUAGUAGUGGUUAAUUUAGUGCUGGUUAAAAGUCUGGUUUUUCUUUUGUUGUUCGGGAGAUUUAGUGGUUUAGGGUGUUUUAGAUUUAUUUCUUAGGUUGUUGUGAAUAUAAGUGAAGUGCAUGGAUUACAGAAUCAGUUGAUUUCAACUGUUUCCAUUCUCGUGUUAUUUAACACUUGUUGAAAUGCGCACAUUGAAGCGAGAUUUGGGUUUUAAUUAUACUAAUGUUCUUUGGUUCUGAAUUACAUGUCUCACUCCUUUCCUUUUUGUAUUGAAUUACUUUCAAUAAUUUGGUUUUAUGAGGGUUUAUUUGGUGAAGAAGGAAAAGGGGAAGAAGUGGUUUAAGGAUUACAACUAUCAAUCCCCUUAAAAUGUUUUAAUUUUUUUACUAUCAAGACUUCCCAUUGUAU
Messenger RNA from Oldenlandia corymbosa var. corymbosa, 984 nucleotides. Lineage: Eukaryota; Viridiplantae; Streptophyta; Magnoliopsida; Gentianales; Rubiaceae. The record is from the annotation of a GenBank genome assembly.